GCUUCCGGCGUCGGUGGUGGAGGUGGGUGAAGAAGGAGCGGGCUCUCGCCGCUCGCUCUCACUCCCUCGCGCUCUCUCGGGCAACAUGGCGGCGGUGGAGGAGCCAGCGUCCUCUGGGAGCCUCCUGAAUGGCGACCUGGAUCCAGACGACAGGGAAGAGGGAGCUGCCUCUACGGCGGAGGAGGCAGCCAAGAAAAAAAGACGAAAGAAGAAAAAGAGUAAAGGGGCUGCCACAGCAGGGCAACAGGAACCUGAUAAAGAAUCAGGAGCCUCAGUGGAUGAGGUAGCAAGACAAUUGGAAAGACAAGCAUUGGAAGAGAAAGAAAGAGAUGAUGAUGAUGAAGAUGGAGAUGGAGAUGGAGAUGGAGCAACUGGAGAAGAAGAAAAAGAAGAAGAAGAAGAGAGGACGCGAACAGCUGCUUGGAGAACUACAAGUGAAGAAAAGAAAGCCUUAGAUCAAGCUAGUGAAGAGAUUUGGAAUGAUUUUCGAGAAGCUGCAGAAGCACAUCGACAAGUUAGAAAAUAUGUUAUGAGCUGGAUUAAGCCUGGGAUGACAAUGAUAGAAAUCUGCGAAAAAUUGGAAGAUUGUUCACGAAAGCUAAUAAAAGAGAAUGGAUUAAACGCAGGCCUGGCGUUUCCUACUGGGUGUUCUCUCAAUAAUUGUGCUGCCCAUUAUACUCCCAAUGCUGGUGACACAACAGUAUUACAGUAUGAUGAUAUCUGUAAGAUAGACUUUGGAACACACAUAAGUGGUAGGAUUAUUGACUGUGCUUUUACUGUCACUUUUAAUCCCAAAUAUGAUACAUUAUUAAAAGCUGUAAAAGAUGCCACUAACACUGGAAUAAAGUGUGCUGGAAUUGAUGUUCGUCUAUGUGAUGUUGGUGAGGCCAUUCAAGAAGUUAUGGAAUCCUAUGAGGUUGAAAUAGAUGGGAAGACAUAUCAAGUGAAACCAAUCCGUAAUCUAAAUGGACAUUCAAUUGGGCCAUACAGAAUACAUGCUGGGAAAACAGUGCCCAUUGUGAAAGGAGGAGAGGCAACAAGAAUGGAGGAAGGAGAAGUAUAUGCCAUUGAAACCUUCGGUAGCACAGGAAAAGGCGUUGUUCAUGAUGAUAUGGAAUGUUCACAUUACAUGAAAAAUUUUGAUGUUGGACAUGUGCCAAUAAGGCUUCCAAGAACAAAACACUUGUUAAAUGUCAUCAAUGAAAACUUUGGCACCCUUGCCUUUUGCCGGAGAUGGCUGGAUCGCUUGGGAGAAAGUAAAUACUUGAUGGCUUUGAAGAAUCUGUGUGACUUGGGCAUUGUAGAUCCAUAUCCACCAUUAUGUGACAUUAAAGGAUCAUAUACAGCACAGUUUGAACAUACCAUACUGUUGCGUCCAACAUGUAAAGAAGUUGUCAGCAGAGGAGAUGACUAUUAACCCUAGUCCAAAGUCACAUUAACGUCUUUUAUUUUGUAAGCCUUGUUGGAAUACAUUAUACCAGUAUUGAUUUGCGACAUGUUGUCUGUUUAACAGUGGACCUAUAUAAUACUUUUAUUCGUGUUUAAAAAGGAAGGAAUUUGAUCAAAGGCAAACCAUCUAGUGUAAUUAACCAUGGAAAAAGCUUUCAGGACUUCAUGUUAACUGUUUUUACUCCUGUCUAGAAAAUGCUAUAAAGUUCAAAUUAGUUAGGAAUGACUUAAGCAUUUUGUUUUGAACACCAAAAAGAUGCUUUUCAAAUAUUUAUAUUGCCAUAUUCUUAUUUGAAUGCUUUGAAUGACUACAUCCAGUUCUGCACCCAUACCUUCUGGUAUUGCUUUUUAACCUUCCUGGAAUCCAUUUUCUAAAAAAUAAAGACAUUUUCAGACCUAAGAGCUA
This is a messenger RNA of Myotis davidii, 1855 nucleotides long. It is a transcript of the gene METAP2, whose product is annotated as methionyl aminopeptidase 2. Gene Ontology annotation, biological process: proteolysis. Lineage: Eukaryota; Metazoa; Chordata; Mammalia; Chiroptera; Vespertilionidae. The record is from RefSeq and is a predicted model, not a curated record. Gene Ontology annotation, molecular function: metalloaminopeptidase activity.